GCUCCCUCCGGGCAUGUUGAGGCAAACAGAACAACCAGCUGCCGGUGGCUCGCCAUAAUUAACCUGUCGCGAUUUUUCAAGCAACCGAAAACCACGCACCUAUCCUCGCACUCAUGGCCCAUUACAGAGCCUCAGAAUCCAAGCGAGAGCAAUUUAGAAGAUACCUCGAAAAAUCUGGGGUCCUCGACACUAUAACGAGCGUUUUAGUGGCACUUUACGAAGAAACCGACAAGCCCAACAACGCUCUGGAUUUCAUAAAGCUUCACCUCGGCGCGGCCGCUCCGGAGCCAGCGGACGCCGAGGCCCUCCGCAUGGAGCUGGCCGAGCUUCAGCACAAGUGCAACCUGCUCAUGGAGGAAAACAAAGAGCUGAGAAACAGGCUGAUGCAGUAUGAACCGUCGCCUGAGGAGGGAGCGGCAGAGUAGAAGAGGGGUUUUGCCUUU
Messenger RNA from Xiphias gladius (swordfish), 443 nucleotides. RefSeq names its product MYC binding protein. Gene Ontology annotation, molecular function: transcription coactivator activity. The coding region runs from base 114 to 425 and encodes 103 amino acids. NCBI's taxonomy places the organism in Eukaryota, Metazoa, Chordata, Actinopteri, Istiophoriformes, Xiphiidae. Gene Ontology annotation, biological process: regulation of DNA-templated transcription. The transcript has 5 exons. The record is from RefSeq and is a predicted model, not a curated record. Gene Ontology annotation, cellular component: nucleus.